Messenger RNA from Carica papaya (papaya), 1149 nucleotides. The record is from RefSeq and is a predicted model, not a curated record. Lineage: Eukaryota; Viridiplantae; Streptophyta; Magnoliopsida; Brassicales; Caricaceae.
AUGGCAAAAGAUGGAAAUCUUAUUACAAUUCUUAGCAUUGAUGGUGGGGGAGUAAGGGGAAUUAUUCCCAGCAUGGUUCUUGUUUUUCUUGAGUCUCAGCUCCAGAAGCUGGAUGGUGACGAUGCAAGGAUUGCAGAUUAUUUCGAUUUCAUAGCUGGUACGAGCACAGGUGGUCUUGUGACAGCCAUGCUUACUGCACCAAGUGAAAAGAAUCGACCAAUGUUUUCUGCGGAAGAUAUCAGCAAGUUUUAUAUUCACGAGAGUCCUCACAUCUUUCCUCAAGAACUCGAAGAACCCGAUAUGAAAAAUGGAGCAUUUUCUCCAAAGUAUAGUGGGAUUUACUUACACAAGAAAAUCAAAGAAAUGCUUGGCAGAAGAAAGCUUCAUGAGACUCUAACCAAUGUGGUAAUCCCUGCCUUUGAUAUCAAGCUCCUCCAGCCCGUUGUCUUCUCCUCCCUAAAGGCUAGAUUUGACGAUUCAAAGGAUGCUUUCCUGUCAGAUGUCUGCAUUGGCACUUCUGCUGCUCCAUAUUACCUCCCUCCAUAUCAUUUUCAACACAAUUCAUCCGAAGGCACCCGAGAAUUCAACCUUGUUGACGGUGGUGUUGCAGCAAACAAUCCUACUUUGCUAGCAAUUCGAGAGGCGAUGAAGGAAAUGUCGCGAGAUGAAGAUUCCCAACGCUUGGAUUACAGUAAAUUUCUUAUCCUCUCCCUUGGAACUGGAUCAUCAAAGAGGGAUGAAAAGCUUGAAGUUGGCGAUGGCAAGGAAUGGGGGCUCUUCAGUUGGUUUAUGGGGCCUAAUGGCACCACUCCUUUAUUUGAUGUUGUGCUCACUGCAAUGGAUGACAUGGUAGAAAUAUACAUGUCUGUUUUAUUCCAAGCCUCCGAUUCCAAAGACAAUUAUCUCCGUGUUCAGGUGGAUAGCUUGAAAUACAUGGAAGCCGCAACGGAUAAUUCAACGAGAGAAAAUCUCGAGAAUCUGAAAAAGAUCGGGAGGGAAUUGUUGGAAAGACCUGUUUGUGUAGCAAACUUAGAAACUGGUUUAUAUGAACCAGUAGAAGACAGGGGCACAUAUGCAGAAGCACUAAUCAAAUUCGCGAAAAAAUUGUCUGAAGAAAAAAAGCGUCGACUAAUCUGUCAAACAGAUUAA